This is a messenger RNA of Oncorhynchus keta (chum salmon), 5753 nucleotides long. RefSeq names its product potassium voltage-gated channel subfamily F member 1-like. The transcript has a single exon. NCBI's taxonomy places the organism in Eukaryota, Metazoa, Chordata, Actinopteri, Salmoniformes, Salmonidae. The record is from RefSeq and is a predicted model, not a curated record. Gene Ontology annotation, biological process: protein homooligomerization; potassium ion transmembrane transport. The coding region runs from base 1686 to 3143 and encodes 485 amino acids. Gene Ontology annotation, molecular function: voltage-gated potassium channel activity. Gene Ontology annotation, cellular component: voltage-gated potassium channel complex; membrane.
AUCACCCUCAGAUGAUUCGUUGAGAGCCCCGAAACCAAAGUAUUGUAAUGAAACUGGCAAGGAACAGGUCUCGAACCCUCAACCUUCUAGCCCAAAGUCCAGCACACUAUCGACUGGGCCGCAAAAGCAUGCUCGUGCGGCAGAGUAGAUUUCCACGCAUAUAAACCCUGGGUCACUUGAUCACUUGAUCAGGAAGGUGGUCCUUCAUGCAAAACUUUGUCAUCAGACUUUGUCAUCAAAGUCUGGCAUUCUCUGGAUUUAUGUUGCUUUCAAGACAAAUGGGAACUCAGAAAAAACAAGGUUGAAUCAUGAUGUCAGUGAUCUUCAGGUCGCAGGUCUAGAAAGAGGCCCGGGUUCCCGACUUGGAAUUCUGAGUUGGAUGUCCGUUCAAAACCUAUUUCCCACUUCCUGAGUUUCCAGUUGUUUUGAAGGCAGCAGAAGUCAUGUUGGGUUGACAGCAUGGCUAAAUAUUGAAUGUUUAUAAUUUUAAUCUUGAAAAAUAGACCUUUAACCCCAGACUUUGACCACACACCACUCCAAUGAAUAGCAGGCUAGUGAAAGCUUUACAAUUCUUGCAGUUAGCUACUGAUUCCUUCCAAACUGCUCAAUGUUGAAUUUGCGAUUUCAACUUGUGUUAUGUUUAUGUCCAAUGCACCAAUAUGUUUUAUCUCUAAUUUCUCUUCAGAAUUUCUCUUCAUAUAACAACGUUUGAAAAGGAUUUGUAAGUAGAUUUUCGACUUGAUUCGUGAUGACUGGACUGCUAGCUUGCUAGCUAAGAUUUUGAAAGUAUGAUGUUGACAUGAUCAGUCCAUUCAAAGCUGUGGUAGAUAUAACGUGAUUUGACGUAAUUUUAUCUGUGACCAAUGACCUUGAGCCUUUUUGGAUGGGCACUUCUAAUGUAACUCCAUGGCAGCACCCAAGGGGCUUGAAUUUUCGAGCUCUCCCUGUAGAUUUUACGAUGACAUAGUGUCCCCAUGAAUGAGAGAACACUGAGCCAAACAUGGCGCAACUAGAGAACAUUACCAACCCGAUGUUCCGUAUUUUCCGCUGGUUGCCUCACCCCCACAGACAGCACUGACCUAGGCUGAAACACCUGCAUUUUCGAGAUGCCUUGCUCCAGAAAAUAAAGAGACCAUGUUUGUAUGUGGCUUUAUUAACUAAAUUAUAAUUUUUUUUGACAUUGUUUGCAAACUGAUAUGUGACACGUAUUAUUGUCAAAAUAGAAUGCAAAACAGGUAGCCCCAACUGCCCUUAAUGACGGGUCGUCACUGUACUCACAUCAUAUCACCUCACUUCAACCAUACGGAAUAAUUGUGUUAAUUGCCCAUGCCGGUUUGGUAAAUUCAAAACUUCAAGCAGAGUAAUAUCCUCCCACAGAGGAUAUCCGCCCACAGAGCUGAGGCGCAGCAGCAGUGUGUGUCAGUGUGAGUGUGUGUGUGAGAUAGAAAAAAAGAGCGAGAGAGAGAGAGAGGAGAAAUGAGAGACAGAGAGCGAGAUUACUUAAUUGCUGCUUUGGUAAUGGGAGAGCACGGAGCGGGGUUUUGCGCAAUGGCUUUCAUCCUUUUUAAAAUUAGUAUACUUUAUAGGCUACCUGCACUUUAAACUGUUCAUGCACAUGAAACACAAGUCUGUUGAUUGCAUUUCGACAUUUUCGACGCCAAAAAUAGCCUACGACAGCAGGAAAGAUGUGGACUAUACCCAAACCCCGAUAUAGGAACUGCAACAGCUUGGACACGAGGGAUGAAGCCGAGAUAGCCGUGAACAUUGGCGGGGUGAAGCUCGUUUUAUACGGGGAUGUGCUUAACCGCUACCCGGAGAGUCGACUUGCAGAACUUAUCAACUGCUCAACUCUGAAUUAUGACAUUAUCUACUCACUUUGUGAUGACUACGACCCCGGUAAAAGGGAGUUUUAUUUUGACCGGGAUCCUGACGCUUUCAGAUGUAUCAUUGACGUGUAUUACUUCGGUGAGAUUCACAUCAAACGAGGAAUCUGUCCCAUUUGUUUUAUUAAAGAGAUGGAAUUCUGGAAAAUUGACCAAAGCUAUUUGGACGAGUGCUGUAAAAGUGACUUGACUGAAAAGGAGGAAGAGCUGGCUGAGAUUGCCAACAAAGUGAAGCUUAUCUUGGAUGAUCUAGAUGUAGUCCCUUCUGUCAACCGCUCAGUGCGGUACCAAAAGUUCCUUUGGAAACUCAUGGAGAAACCGGAGUCCUCAUUGCCUGCGCGCAUUAUCGCCAUUGCAUCUUUCCUCUUCGUCCUUGUGUCAUCCUUGGUGAUGUGCGUGGGUACCAUUCCAGAAGUCCAAAUGGAGGACGACGAGGGAGACCUUGUGGAACACCCAACGCUGGAGGCCAUCGAGACAGCCUGCAUAGGCUGGUUCACCGUAGAAUAUCUGCUGCGUUUUAUGUCCUCCCCAAACAAACUGCACUUUUUCCUAUCCUUUAUGAACAUAAUAGACUUCAUGGCUAUCAUGCCCUUUUACGUGGUGCUGAGCCUAACUUACCUGGGUACGGCCAUGAUGGAUCUGGCCAAGGUCCAGCAAGCGGUCCAGGCGCUUCGUAUCAUGCGUAUUGCCCGGAUCUUCAAACUGGCGCGUCACUCCUCCGGGCUACAGACUCUCACCUAUGCGCUGAAGAGGAGUUUCAAAGAGCUGGGGUUGCUCCUUAUGUACAUGGGCAUAGGGAUAUUCGUGUUCUCAGCACUGGGCUACACCCUGGAGCAAAGCCACCCGGAGACCCUCUUCAGUAGCAUCCCACAGUCCUUCUGGUGGGCUAUUAUCACCAUGACGACCGUAGGCUAUGGAGACAUUUACCCCAAAACCACGCUCGGAAAGUGCAACGCAGCCAUCAGCUUCCUGUGUGGGGUGAUAGCCAUCGCGUUGCCCAUUCACCCCAUUAUCAACAACUUCGUUAUUUUUUACAAUAAGCAGAGAUUGCUCGAGACUGCGGCCAAGCACGAGCUGGAGCUCAUGGAGUUGCAGUCUAGCGAGGACUCAAUGGUGAAGGCCACGCGCAAGUCGGGCGCAUUGGGCGCAUUGGAGAGCUCUAUGCGCACCUCGCGUAGUGAUAAUUCUAUACCACUUAUUGAGGAAUCAACCAGGACUUUGAAGUCGAAAAAGUAUUGCUCCGAAACAGAAUCGUUUUAACUUGACAUAGACAUAGGCCUAUUGUGUAGUGACGUGUUUCAAUUCGAUGAGGUAUUUCCUCCUGUUGCUUCUACACAGUAAAUCAAGGAUAGUUGAAAUCACAGUGUUAAAAACAUUUGGGUUAAAUUGACUCUACUGGGAGUUUUAACCCUCAAGAGAGUGAUAUGCUCUGUGGAGUUAGUGUUUAUAACUGGAGUUGAUUGGGAUAGAGUACUUUUAACUCCCUUAGGAGCAACCAGACACAAGGAAUUAAAUAUAUGGAGUUGUCUACGAUGUGGGAGGAGCAUCAUUGGCAUAUUUCCCAGCUUGCUCUGUUGUAGCUUGAUUUAUUAAAUAGUUUGUUUCAAUAUCUGUGUUUUUGCAUGCACAUUGGUUGUUUUUUUAUCUUAUGCUACACAAAUAUAAGAAACUUAGAUUUUUCUAAACUAAUCCAAUCGGUAAAUGGUUGGAUUUCUAGCAACCAGUAGUGAGAUAGUUGUUCCAGUUUAUAUGGUGUAGUUGGUAGUCUCCAUUGUACUGUAUUUUCUUCCCUAUUAUGACAGGUGUUGUAUAAGCAAAUUAUGGCCUUUUAUUGUCCCCAGCUCAAGGUGCACCUGUGUAAUGAUCAUGCUGUUUAAUCAGCUUCUUGAUAUGUCACACUUGUCGGGUGGAUGGAUUAUCUUGGCAAAGGAGAAAUGCUCACAGACAGGGAUGUAAACAAAUUUGUGCACAAAAUCGGGGAGAAGAAAGCUUUUUGUGCGUAAGGAACAUUUCUGGGAUCUUUUAUUUCAUGAGACAUGGGACCAACACUUUACAUGUUGCAUUUAUGUUUUUGUUCAGUAUGUUUACCAAGGACACAACGACCUUUCAACGACAUCUAAGCGCCACUGAAUUGAUAUGUGAAUAAAACUAUACAUUUGGUUUUAUAGGCCAAUAAUAACAAUCAUUAUAGUCUCACAUACCCAACUUCUAAUCACAAAAUCAUGACAUUGAUGUUUAUAUAACUGUUCUCUCUGAUUUUUUGUCAUGCAAGCUCCAUAUAUUGCCGCCUCCUCCUCAGUGCAUCUGUUGGUGUCUGUCUGACACUAACUGAAGCUCACUAAUAACUGCCUCUACACAUUCCCUUUCACAAAACACUUUCCCCUUCAAAAAGUAUUCACACCCCUUGACUUUUUCAACAUUUUGUUGUUUCAGCCUAAAAUUGUUUUUAUUACAUUGAGAUGUUGUGUCACUGGCCUAAACACAAUACCUCAUAAUGUCAAAGAGGAAUUAUGUUUUCGAUAAUAAGUAUUCAACCCCUUUAUGGCAAGCCUAAAUAAUUCCAGGGGUUUGCUUUUAACAAGCCACAUAAUAAGUUGCAUGGACUCACUCUUUGUGCAAUAAUAAUGCCUAAUAUGAUUUUUGAGUGACGACCUCAUUUCUGUUCCCCACAAAUAAAAUGAUCUGUAAGGUCCCUCAGUUGAGCAGUGAAUUUCAAACACAGAUUCAACUACAAAGACCUGGAAGAUUGUCCAAUGCUUUGCAAAAAAGGGCACCUAUUGGUAGAUGGGUAAAAUAAAUAAAGCAGACAUUGAUGAUCCCUUAGAGCAUGGUAUUAAUUCAAAUCAAAUCAAGUUUUCUUUGUCAUGUGCGCAGAAUACAACAAGUGUAGACCAUGGAAUUACUUAAUUUCGAGCCCUUUCUUAGCAAUGCAGUUAAAAAAGUCAGAAAAUUAACAAAUAGAUAAAAAGAAAAUAGUAACACAAUAAAAUAACGCAAUAAAAUAACAAUAAAGAGGCUAUAUACAGGUUAUAUAGAGGGAGUACCGGUACUAAGUCAGAAAACAGGGGUACGAGGUAAUUGGCGUGUUUGAUUGAGGUAAUGUACAUGUAAGUUUGGUUAGAUGAUGUACAUGUACAGUAGGUAGGGGGUGAAAAGCAGAACGUCUGGGAAGUCGUUUAACUUACUGUUCAGCAGUCUUAUUUAUGGCUUUGGGGUAGAAGCUGUUCAGGAGCCUUUUGGUCCCAGACUCCGGAACUGCUUACCAUGCGGUAGUAGAGAGAACAGACUGUGACUUGAACAUUUCUGUCUAGCAAUGAUCAACAACCAACUUGACAGAGCUUGAAGAAUUAAAAAAAAUAAUCAUGUGCAAAUAUUGUACAAUCCAGGUGUGAAAACUCUUAGAGGCUUACCCAGAAAGACCCACAUCUGUAAUCACUGCCAAAGGUGAUUCUAAGGAUUGGGUUACACAAAGCAACUUUCACACAAUUUUAGUUGCAGUUGCAAGUUGCAAGCAACUUUGCUGUUACAUGAAGCAACUCAAAUGCGAUUAAAAUGGCAUGCAACAGCCAAUCAAAUUGAAGCUGCUUGUUUAAGAAUUAUAAACUCACUCCAUGUCAUCUGCUGCAUUACAUUGUGUUUUCACAAAUCAUUUGUUUAUCCAACUGUUGUUUAUUGUAACAGCAAGGAUAUGGAAGAAAUGCAGCCUGUACAGUUUAGUUAGCUUGCCAAAAUGAAAUUUCAAACACCAACACAGUUAACCAAUCUAGCAACGAACUAAGCUUACCAGCAGAGUUCAGGGCGGAUAAUUUCAGUUAAAACUGGUCAGGGAGAGAUUUGGGUUCUCCUCAAAAUUAAAUUUAUUGACAGCUA